This is a messenger RNA of Bradysia coprophila, 1275 nucleotides long. RefSeq lists its product as uncharacterized. The record is from RefSeq and is a predicted model, not a curated record. Lineage: Eukaryota; Metazoa; Arthropoda; Insecta; Diptera; Sciaridae.
AUGGUUAUGGAAUACCAGCAAAACGGCAGCUUACUGGAUUACAUGAACAGUCGACCAGACAAUAUUCCGGUGGAGCAAGCGCAACAGAUUAUUGUGGAUAUGUGCAUUGGGCUUCAUCAUUUGCAUUCGAUGUCAAUAAUACAUGGCGACAUGAAACCCGAAAAUGUUUUACUGAAUGGUCGAAUGCGUGCUCAGUUAGCAGAUUUUGGCAUGAGUCUGCCCAUCGAACCUGGUCGGUUUUACAACAACGUUUGGGGCACAGUGGACUACCAGGCCCCCGAACAACUUAUCCAGAAUGGCCUGUGGGACGAGCGCGUCGACUAUUUUGUGGUUGGUAUCAUUUACGUUAUGAUGACCGCAGGAAUUCAUCCAUUCGGUGUCAUCGAAAACGAAAUCAAAACAAACACAAUGGCAUUGCAGUAUCGAAUGCCGGAAGUCCCGGCUAACGGAUGCUUGUUUAUACAUUCGACAUUAUGCAUCAUGGAACACCGGUUGGAUCAUUCCACAGUGCUCAAUCAUCAGUUCAUCCGUCCAUUCGUGAACGUGGCGAGAGGAACAUAUUCGAAGGACACUGUCAUAAUUCCGAACGUCGGCGACAUAGAGUUCAUCGACAAUCAAUAUUUUUUCGGGAAAGUCACAGGUUUGGAGGAGCCCACACUGUGCACUACUAUAAAUGCCGGCACGCAGACGUCCUGGAUCGAUAGUAACAUCGACUGGCAGGCAAUUGAGGCAGAACUUUCGAUUAUGAUGCCGCCGCCAGAGACCACUGCACAAGUGACUUCAACGUCCAUGCAAAGUAUCGGUUCACAGAAAAACGAGCUGUAUGGGAGUGGAUCCAAUGUAAUUGUCAUUGAUGUUCCUGUUAUCCAGUCAUUUGACAUUGCAACACAAAAAACUGCAACUUUCGAAAAGAUGGAGAUUUCCUGUUACGAGCAGACCGUGUCCGAUGAUGAACCGGUUGUUUCCGCUGACGAAUUUUUAGUGGACCGCACUGGAAUGGAUUUCAAUGAAAACAAGAAGAUCAGCAACAAGAAAUUACGGGCUGGACUGUGUCUGCUGAAAGACGAAAUGAAGAAAUACAUUCAAAAAACAACAUUGGCGAGAAGCUCACAAAUAGUUUGGUUUCAGUCGUUCUUCCACAUUCGAUGCUGUGCGUGCCGUAAACUGAUCAAGACGAGAGAAAAGUACAGAGGUGUGAAGGACGUCAAUGUUAAUUGGUCGGCGCAGCCGUUCCGCUAUCAUUUUGCGAAACACCUACCGAAAAAAAAUCGUUAA